Molecule: messenger RNA, 2814 nt
Organism: Durusdinium trenchii
Lineage: Eukaryota; Dinophyceae; Suessiales; Symbiodiniaceae
Source: the annotation of a GenBank genome assembly
AUGUUUUAUUCCAAGUCAGGUUCCAAGACAUUGGACAGCUGCUCCGUCGACAUUGUAAAGGGGUACACCAAAGCUUCGGUGAUUAUGUUUGUUCUGAUGGCGCUUUCAGAGCUGGACGUCAACAACGCAGAGGAUUGGGAGAAGUGCCGGCCUUUUGUGACAUUCCUGGACAAGGCUUUCUUGCUACCAACAUAUGUGAUGGUCGACCAGCCCAAGGAUGUUCAGAGCUACUUGAACUUGACCCUUUCCUUUAGGGGAUCUGAGCGGCAGCCACCCUCUGUCUUGUCCCUAGCUUUGACCUUCAGCUCCAUAAUGAAAUCCAAGAGUGAAGGUGGCCAGCACGAUCCAGCUCUUUCUACAGAGACCAGGUUGAAGUUGAUUGUAGAUGAGCUUCACAACACUCCGGGUUUUCUGAGUCGUUGGGCGCUGGACGAAUCCAAACAAAAGGCCGUUCUGAACCUACUGCAGGGAACCUCAGAGAAGACAAGGGCUUACAUCGCCCAACAUCUUGACUUUCACAAAUGGAAGGAGUGCAGCCUGACGGCCGACUUGCUGCGGUCAGCGAGGUGGUUGAUUGGAGCAGCGCCCAAGACAACCAAGGCUCAGCUCAAGUCAACAUUGACAGUGUCAGCAGAAGCCCAAGAGCGCUUCAUUCAGAACCACAUUGCCACAUUUUGUCACGCUACCCGACGUGUGAAACCAUCCGCUCGCUCGAAGCACAGACCGAGCCAGCAAGAGUGGGAUCGCCUGGUUGACUACAGCUGUGUCAUGCUCAAGGUCAAACAAGAGGUUGUGGAAGCUUUUGGGGCUGAUUCUGACCAGACUUCUUCAAUCCUCGAUGCGCUGGAUGAGGCUUUCAUGUCGAGGGACUAUUAUGAAGAGAUCCUGGCAUGCGUGGAGGUGGCUCUCCCGAAUUGGUCUGUCAAGCACCUCAGUUUGUGGACAGAGCUGGUCAACCCGGCCGUGAAGGAUGAGAUUGUGGAAGAUGUCUCUCAUUUGGAGGAGACGACCGUGGCCGCCCAAUACAUAGAGAUGAAAUCAAAGAUUGCGCUGGUGGAGCAGCAAAUGGAGAAAGUGUGCAAUGUGAGCCUUGUCCCAGACAUCGCGGCUAUCCCAAAUAUUGAAUCCUGGUUGAGACAAGCCGCUGUGGAACGAAAGGAAUGUUGCAGCACUUGGUUUUGUUCUGAUGGCUUUGGAAAAUUUUAUCAAGGCUCUGCCGGUGUGAUCCUCGCCCCGCUCUUGGUUGGCACGGCUGGCGGGGGAUCUUUGAGAAGGGACUACCGCGAGAUUGAAGACAAAGCAGCCAAGUGUGGCUUAGCUUUGAGAGACCUGCGCCUUUGUGUGGAUCUGAGCUCAGUUCAUGGGAACUCUGAUCGUCCACAAUACUACCAGGGAUGGCUCGCAAUCCCAGACAGUACUUUGCCCGUCAAGGGUGUUGGCUACAGAAGGAACAAGAAUGAUCUACAUGAUGGUGACACUCCUUCACUCACAGUGAACGACUUCGUGACCUCCGACUUGUGGCGUUUGCAGGGGUUCCCUCUUGACAACGUGCCGGCUGGGCUGGGCGAGAGUGAAUUUGCAGUUCCGAGCUUGAAAAGCCACCUCCAGUGCCACGACUCUCGUCGGAAUUUGACAGACAGUCAAGAGACGAGUCAAUGGCUAGCUGGUGAGAGCAUCAUGUCGAAGAUUGUCACCUGCGCUCUCGGCGAUCGAGCGAAGCGGGCUUGUGUCAUUCACUCCACUGCUUAUUGCGGGUCUUUGGAGAAGGCCUGUUGGAAGAUGCAAAUACCCACGUUGGGUGUCACCGACACGCCUGUCUACCACGCCCACACGAAAAUGGCGCUCGGAAAUAUGAUGCUUCAGGAAUGGAAAAGUUGCACUGGCGUGAUGGGCAAGUUGCACCCUCGCUUCAAGGCUCAACCUACAGAGGAUGCGCCAAUGACCAUUGAAGUGCCGUCCCUCCUGGUCUGCUCCAUUGAUGGUGAUGUGUUGGGCAUUCCUCCCACCAUUCGGAAUCAGUAUAUUGCGGACCCAAUCCGUGCUCCAGAGUGGAGGAAGUUCUUGACUGCCUUUGAUCAGAAGUGGUCUGGACCUGUUGAUGCUACUCGUGCUCCUGUUCCUACGGAACCUGAAGGAGAAAGCGCUCUUGUGGACCCAGAAGAUGGUGCAGAGGGGGCUGUCGUGAACAAUGCUUCGGCUUCUCCCUCUUAUGAUUGGAGCAAGGCGUUUGCGGGAGAGCCCAAGACCAAGGCUGAGUUUGAGGUGAAGUACACAUCGCUGCACAGCUUUGCCAUGAACAACAACCUCACGGGGCACAUUGUGGAAGGGCCCAAGCUCUUUGCUGUGGCAACGGGUGACACAGAAUGGACCAGGGAAGAACCUAUCGUUACCUUUGGGGCUGGAGUUUGGCUUCUCGAUGCAAAAGCACAGGCGUACCAGCAGGAACAUCCUUCCGAGGGCUACACCUUCAGUCUGGGCAGCGACCAAGACACUGUCGUUCUGGAGGCUGGAUUCCUUUGGGUUAUGCCUGCCGAGGUGUGCGCUGGCCAGGAUGAGCAAGACAGGUUUACCGUAUCGUUGAAGGAGGAUACAACCAUGCUUUGGCGUCCUUCCAACGUCCAAUUGAAGAAUGUCAAGCACAAAAAUGUUGCUUCAUACUUUGAGGCUCGGCAGGUGCUUGCAUCGGAGGCAGUGGACCAGGUGUGGCGGAUCCGAGCUUACGCGGAAGAGAAAACCAUAGGGGCUGCAAAGCCUUUAGUGCUACUCAAAGGAUCCUUGGCUUUGCCAGCAGGGCAGGCGCAGCGUCUUCUUUGA